Molecule: messenger RNA, 1534 nt
Organism: Pogona vitticeps (central bearded dragon)
Lineage: Eukaryota; Metazoa; Chordata; Lepidosauria; Squamata; Agamidae
Gene: RPIA
Product: ribose 5-phosphate isomerase A
Biological process (GO): pentose-phosphate shunt, non-oxidative branch; D-ribose metabolic process
Cellular component (GO): cytoplasm
Molecular function (GO): ribose-5-phosphate isomerase activity
Source: RefSeq, a predicted model, not a curated record
GCGGAGAGGUGGGCGGGGACGUCGGCAUGCGGCACCGGCGGGAGCCUGUCGCCCUUUUCUGCAGGACGCUGAUCGGGGAAGGCAGCGGCCGGGCGGGGGUCCGCCACAGGUCGCACGUGCAGAAGGAGAGGCCCCCCAGCAGCCGCCAGGCCCCUGCGGUGAUGGCCGAGGAGGCGAAGAAACUGGCCGCGUGGACUGCGGUGGACAAUCACGUGCAGACGAAUCAAGUCCUUGGCAUUGGAAGCGGCUCUACGAUUGUUCAUGCUGUACAGAGGUUGGCUGAGAGAGUGAAGCAAGAAAAUCUCAACAUAGUUUGUAUACCUACAUCUUUUCAGGCUCGUCAGUUGAUUCUGCAGAAUGGCUUAACCUUAAGUGACCUGGAUAGACACCCCGAGUUGAAUGUUGCCAUUGAUGGUGCUGAUGAAGUUGACAUGGACCUCAAUCUUAUCAAAGGAGGAGGGGGCUGCUUGACACAGGAGAAGAUAGUUGCUGGUUAUGCAAAAAGCUUCAUCGUUAUUGCUGAUUACAGGAAAAAAUCUAAAAGCCUCGGAGAGCAUUGGAAGAAAGGGAUCCCGAUCGAAGUCAUCCCCAUGGCCUAUGUUCCGAUCACCAGAGCUCUGACCACGAAGUUUGGGGGUGUCGCAGAGCUAAGAAUGGCUGUCAAUAAAGCUGGCCCAGUGGUGACGGACAAUGGGAACUUCUUAUUGGACUGGAAAUUUGACAGAGUGCAUGACUGGAAUGAAGUAAAUGUGGCAAUCAAAAUGACACCAGGGGUUGUGGAAACUGGUCUCUUCCUCAACAUGGCAGAGCGAGUGUACUUUGGCAUGGAAGAUGGCUCUGUCAGUGUACGUGAAAAGCCAGUCCACUGACUGCUGUUUAGCCCCUGCACAUCCACUCUGCCUUCUGCCUCUUGCAUAUAGUUUAUUAUCAUGGUGCCAAUCUGACGUCUUGCCUUAAAGCGUGACUAUCCGGAUCUCCGUGUAUGAAGUGGAAGGUCCAGCAGAUUUCACAAAUACUGAAAAUGAAUGUCGUCUUAAAAUCAAUUUUUUUUUACUUUUUCAUGUAAUUUUUUUAAAGUGAUUGGUCACUUUGAGCAUUUUAAACUUUUUUCGCUUAGUUUUUAUACAAAAUGUUUACCAAAAAGGAUAUUUUAUAUGAUACUUGAACCAUCUGGCUGCUUGAAGUGUAUCUGGAGGAGGAAGACAGUCAUGCAGCUUGUGGGAUUUAUGUUUAAACUGCCACAAGAUGAUGCAUUUAUGUGACAGAGCAGUAACCAGUUGGUACUCACAAAUGCCUUACUGGAAUCUUUUUGGUUCUAUAAUUUAUGCCUUUUAAUGAUUUAUACCAUGACUGAUUUUAAUAACAGAAAAUGUCUAGUUAUUUCCUUCUUAGAGCAGCUGGUAGUUUUGCAGUUGAUCACCAUGGGGUGAGUGGAAUUUUAACUCCUGCUUAAAACUGGUUACCGUAUUUUUUGCUCCAUAAGAUGCGCCUGACCUUAAGACGCACCUAAUUUUUGGAGGAGAAAGACAGGGAA